Molecule: messenger RNA, 610 nt
Organism: Myripristis murdjan (pinecone soldierfish)
Lineage: Eukaryota; Metazoa; Chordata; Actinopteri; Holocentriformes; Holocentridae
Gene: pth2
Product: parathyroid hormone 2
Exons: 4
Biological process (GO): neuropeptide signaling pathway
Cellular component (GO): extracellular region
Source: RefSeq, a predicted model, not a curated record
UCUGACAACAUAAGAAAGUUUGCUGCAGCUGAGCUUUUACUACGCAAAGAGGACAAUCAUCAGUUGUGUUGGGAUGUCAGGGCUGCCUGUUUUUCAUCGUGCUCCUUUCCUGCUGCUGUGCAUUCUGGGUGUGACUCUAAUGACGUCUGGCUUCCCUCAACCUCGACUGCCAUUCAGAGGUCCUAGCAGCUCAGUCGAGCCAAAACAGGAUGGCUGGAACAUUCUCUUCCCAUCCAUCUCUCUCCGUGAUUGGAGCAUCCAAAUGAUGUCAGAGCCCAGCCUUGGACCAGCAGCCAAUAAUAAAGCAAGACUGAUGAGGGAGGCAUGGCUUUCAGUGCCAGAGGAGGCUGAGACAAGGUAACUGCUGUUUGUGUGUUCCAGCUUGGAGACAGUGUGGCCAGCUGAAUGGUUUCAUGGAACACGCAUGGUGAAGAGGAACAUGGUGGUGGCUGAUGAUGCCGCCUUCAGAGAGAAGAGUAAACUCCUCACUGCCAUGGAGAGACAGAAGUGGCUCAACUCCUACAUGCAGAAACUACUAGUGGUUAAUUCUUAGUGAUAACAACAUGUACAGUCUUUAUAACCCUUUUUAGUAGAAUAUCAAACCACUUAC